AUGAUUUUAGGCGUGGUCAUACUAAUAUCUUGGGGGAGCCUUUCAAGAGGUGUAAUUUGUAACUACAUGCAACUUCUUAUCUUUUUCCUGCACUUGUGCAUUGUUGCCACUGAUGUUGCAUCUCGUGGUCUAGACGUUUCUGGGGUUGCUCAUACCAUGGAAGAUUAUGUACACCGUAUCGGUAGGACAGGCCGUGCUGGAUCAACAGGCCGAGCUACUUCAUUUUACACUGACCGUGAUACGUUCCUUGUCACCCAAAUAAGGAAAGCAAUAGCAGAUGUGGAAUCUGGCAACACUGUGGCUUUUGCCACUGGGAAGGUUGCUAGACGGAAGGAGAGAGAAGCAGCAGCUGCCCAAAAAGACGCUCAGAUUGCACUGUCCAAACUCGCACUGAUGGGACCCACGUCAAUAAGUGUGGAGGAUAAGUACAAGUACAUGAUUGCCCCGUCUAUGUUCAAGAAAGAGGGUGUAGCAGAUGGUGCUUGGGAUGAUUGA
Molecule: messenger RNA, 495 nt
Organism: Ilex paraguariensis (yerba mate)
Lineage: Eukaryota; Viridiplantae; Streptophyta; Magnoliopsida; Aquifoliales; Aquifoliaceae
Source: the annotation of a GenBank genome assembly